Molecule: messenger RNA, 1435 nt
Organism: Moneuplotes crassus
Lineage: Eukaryota; Ciliophora; Spirotrichea; Euplotida; Euplotidae
Source: the annotation of a GenBank genome assembly
CAAAAAACCACCAAGAAAGAUGUGGAAUAAGGCAGAGAAGAGCAGUGCGAGCAAGAAUAAAGCAUUCCAGGAAAAGAUUAGCCUUCUUGACAAGGAACUUACCGAGCUUGAUAUUAUUCUUAAAUCCCAGGAAAAAGGUAUGAAGAAACAUGACGAAGCAUGUGAUAAAUAUAAGAAAGAAUGAAUGGAGAAGAUCCAAAUAAAUGAAAAGAAGAGGAUCGAACUCAAAGAGAUUAGCAACAAUGCUGAACGACUAGAUAACGAGACAGAGGUGCUGGACUUCAGUUUUAAAGAUCCCAGCCAACUUGCUGAUUUUGACCAGUCAGUUUUCUUCCCUGCACAUCUUGGACCUGAAGAAUCCCUUCAAAAGGAGAACGAUGAGCCUGAAGAGUUCAUAGUUCAUGAAAUCGGUGAUGAAGAUGAGAUGCCUCUGGGUGAAGACUUAGGAGAAGACUCAUUUUAUAACGAAGAGCAUAAAGAAAUCGAGUUCGAUGAUAUCCAAGACAUCUUUCAUAAAACUAAAGAGAAUCAAGAUGAACUUGGAGCUCCAGAUGUGUUCACCGAAACUGUGGUACAAAACGUUCUUGAGAAAUUCAACAAAACUAAGAAAAUUCCUGAAAUUAAUGGGUUUUUGAAGAAAAAGAGUGGAAAAGUAAAAAUCUGGCAGAAGAGAUACUUCACAUGCAGAGGGAAUGAACUCUUUUACUUAAAAUCUCCAAAAGAUAGUAUCUUAAGAGGAUGCAUUAACUUUGACGUCUGUGAUGUAACUCUUGUUGAGAAAAAGAACAAGAAGAUAUUCGGGAUCAAAAUGAAAGGUCUUAAAAGAGAAAUCCAGCUAAAAGCAGAAACUGAAGUCCAAGCCAGCUCAUGGAAAGCAAUUAUCCAGCAACAGAUCGACCAGAGUGAUGGCAAGAAAUUCUCUAAAGGAAUUCAGGUGAAGAAAUGGUGGAAAAUGCAAGAGUGCGACUUUAAUAUUUUUCUCAGCACUGCUAGCUCAGGAGAUCUGUUGAUAUAUUACAUGAGAGAUGAAAUGGUUCAGCCUGAUGAUCACCAAGAUGAUCUGUAUCACUAUGCUCUGAUAGUAAAGUCUGUACAGAGCCAAUUCCAAUUCAAUGUAUUUUUCUACGACUGAGUUCUUUGUGACUACAAGUUGUGCUCUUUUGAAGAAUUUUACCAAGAAAUAUGUGACAAAGGCUUUGACGAUUUAAUGUACAGAAAAGUCACUGCUUGAAGAGAUGAUGAAUAUUAUGAUCGUCAGAAAGAAUCCAACUUAACACUGCCAAGAAAGAAUCUACCCAACUCUUCAAAAGAAUGCAAAUGCAUGCUUACAUGGAAGGAAUAAAAUGCUAUUGCAUGGACAUGGUCGAGAACUACUAUAAAUGAAUGAAGAUAAUGCCUUUAAACGAUAUAUUUAAGGUCAAGAAUGAACUUACAA